Dermacentor andersoni is the source of this 1520-nucleotide messenger RNA. RefSeq lists its product as uncharacterized. NCBI's taxonomy places the organism in Eukaryota, Metazoa, Arthropoda, Arachnida, Ixodida, Ixodidae. The record is from RefSeq and is a predicted model, not a curated record.
CGUUCUAUGUGGUUCAGCGAAUAUUAUCGGCUUAGCGGAUUAGUUGUGAGCACUCUCGAUAAGGGAGAGCAGUAGCCAUUACCAUGUCUAGAACGAGGCGAGGUGCGCUUGCGCUGUGUUCGGCUGCUCAAGGAACUGCGGGCCUAUAGUGCGGUUACAUUGACGGCAUGCUCACACACACCGGUGGUAUCUCUCGGCAUGUUCAACAGGAUCAGCGGCUACUUCGGCAAGAACGUGAGGCUGACGCUGAGUGACGGCCGCACCUGGGACCAGUACGAAUGGUUCGCCGUCUGCUGUCUCAAUUCUUCUCGGAUCUUGGCCCACGUCUGGCUGCCAUCCUUGGAAAACAUUACUGUGCCCGCCUACGAGGCGGCCUCGUCACACGGUGGGCGGUUCAUCCUGGCCACGAGGAGAAGGGAUCGAGACGGCAAAGACAAGCCGAUACCGGCUACGGGCCCACAGGCGGUGGUGGCAGCGCAGGGUCCCACGGACGAGAAAGCUCCGGACACCGUGCUCUACCAUACGAAGAUAUACACUGAUCAAACGGUGCCUGUCAUCCUGCAAUUCGACCGGACGCCGAAGCGCAACUGCCCGCCGAUAUCCCAACACCAGGUGCCACCCCCCGACACACACCGCAAGUUGUUUGGAGGGCGCGACCUGUUUAAGAAGUACAACAUCGACACGUUCUCCGCCCGAAUCGGACCGACGGCAGGGGAUCGCGGCUACGCGGCCAUCACCGGCCAGUCUGGCUGGGGCAUCUCGUGGUGGAUCAACCGCGAGCUGAUUCCCGUGCUCCACGUUGAACGCGGCAAGACGUACAAGUUUAUCGUGGAAGGCGGGGACGACAACACCAGGUCGUCCAACUACCACCCCUUCUACAUUACCGACAGCGCCAAGGGCGGCGGCUCCAAGGAGAUUGCAUCCCUCGGCAAGCCGGGACAUCUCCUGUUCGCUGGCGUAUCCCUUGACUCUCAGGGUAAUCCCGUCGUGUCCAAAGGCGUGGCCACGGGUCGCCUCUGCGAGUGGAAAGAAGACCCGAAUGGCGCGAGCGACAAGGCCACCACGUGGGAGGAAUACAACAAGACGCUGAAGCUGGAGUGUAAGCCAGGUCAGCCGGGACAUUUCAGCUGGACCCCCGACGCAAACACGCCGAACGUCGUAUACUACCAGUGUUUCACGCACUACUUCCUUGGCUGGAAGAUAUCGGUGACCAAUGCUGGCGAGGAGGACAAGCCUCUCGGUGAAAUCAUCGGGGACGCGGUGGGCCGAGCGACCAGGCCUGUCCUUUUGUCGCCGCUGCUGCUUUUCGUCGGCUGCGUCCUCUCGCGGGUGCCCUGACACCCGCCGCCCCCUCCUUUGUUAACGCUGUUGCGUUUUUUUCUUGUCUUUGUAAUUAUAGUUUUUGUAACAUUUCUGCCUUAUUUUCUGCGAUAUCGUUCGUGCCUGCGCACAAAGCCGUACACAAGUUGCCUUCUUUGCCGUUUUAGCCAAGACAACGAGUAAAUGAUUCGCAAGUCUGC